Messenger RNA from Rhizoctonia solani, 1374 nucleotides. RefSeq names its product tRNA-dihydrouridine synthase 1. Gene Ontology annotation, molecular function: tRNA dihydrouridine synthase activity; flavin adenine dinucleotide binding. The transcript is spliced from 4 exons. The coding region runs from base 1 to 1374 and encodes 457 amino acids. Gene Ontology annotation, cellular component: cytoplasm. The record is from RefSeq and is a predicted model, not a curated record. Lineage: Eukaryota; Fungi; Basidiomycota; Agaricomycetes; Cantharellales; Ceratobasidiaceae. Gene Ontology annotation, biological process: tRNA dihydrouridine synthesis.
AUGCCUGUGGCCCGCGAAUCACUCAGCCCACCUUCUUCCCCUCGUCCAUCUAAAAGGGUAAAGCUCAAUGAUGACCCAGAAACUUCUCUGGCCGCCGUACCUAAAAUCGACGACUCGUGGAGAAUACCUGUUGACUAUACUAACGGAAUUAUCCUGGCCCCUAUGGUACGCUCUGGGACGCUUCCGACUCGGUUACUCAGUUUAAAAUAUGGGGCAACAUUAGUUUGGAGUCCGGAGAUUAUAGAUAAAGCUAUCAUAGGCUCGCGGCGCAUUGUUGAUGAACGCACAGGGGUAAUUACCUAUAUGAAGCCAAAUUCGAAUAAUCCGAUUUUCACUACCCAUCCUGUUGAAAGGACACAUCUUAUUUUCCAGAUGGGUUCGUCAGAUCCGGACCUAGCUGCGCAGGCAGCCCAAGUUGUCAUCCAAGACGUGGCGGGCAUUGACCUCAACUGCGGCUGUCCGAAACCAUUCAGCGUUCACGCCGGGAUGGGUGCCGCUCUUUUAUCAACCCCCGAUUUGUUGUGCGGCAUAUUGUCAAAACUCCGCUCGACAAUUCCUCCCAACGUGCCCCUUAGCGCCAAAAUCCGUUUGCUCGCCGAUGCUGAAGCUACCCGAGCCUUGGUAUCGAGAAUAUGGCGAGAAGGUGGUAUCAGCGCACUUACUGUCCACUGUCGCACUCGUGAGAUGAGGCCUGCUACACCGGCGGUCACAUCCCGGAUGCGAGAAGCAGUCGACCAAAUUGCAGAGCUCGAGGCCGAGGACAAGACUGGGAGACGGGUUGCAGUUAUUUACAACGGAGACUGCCCCGGUGCGCUAGCCGCACAGGAGAUCAAGGACAGAACUGGCGCGACGAGUGUUAUGAUGGCUCGCGCUGCAGAGGCCAACCCCAGUUGCUUUGAUCCAUCACGACCGGUGCGGGACGCAGAGUUGGAAAUUAUGCCAGAGUACUUGCGUCUGGCAAAGUAUCUCGACAACCAUUUCAGCAAUACAAAGUUCUGUGUCCAACAAUUUAACUCACCAACUACUCCAGAAUCUUCACAAGCACUACCAAAGGCUGCUCGAAAAGCUUUUCAUCAACGCAUUUCUCAGGCCAAAAACUACGAUAUGUUGGAGUCCGCUCUCCCUGGGGGUGGAGGAUUGGGGAGUGGGGAGGACAUCAUGAACAAGAUCAAAGAAACGAUGAGGCAUCGAGUUAUCAAUGCUCAAAAGCACAGAGAAAACGUGAAUGACAGGUUUGGAGUUGAAGGAGUUGAAGGAGUAGAGGUGGAUGAUGAAGGCUUAGGCGAAGAUAAAUUAGAGGCCCCUGUUGAAUCCCCACUUGAAUCUUCGACUCCCAGAGAGGUUCCCUCACGUGUGAAGGUAGCAGCAGCUUGA